Leptopilina heterotoma is the source of this 1288-nucleotide messenger RNA. It is a transcript of the gene shrb, whose product is annotated as charged multivesicular body protein 4b. Gene Ontology annotation, biological process: vesicle budding from membrane; late endosome to vacuole transport via multivesicular body sorting pathway. The record is from RefSeq and is a predicted model, not a curated record. Lineage: Eukaryota; Metazoa; Arthropoda; Insecta; Hymenoptera; Figitidae. Gene Ontology annotation, cellular component: cytoplasmic side of plasma membrane; ESCRT III complex; multivesicular body. Bases 238 to 900 code for a protein of 220 amino acids. The transcript has 4 exons.
UGUGUUCGGCUCACAUCUGUUGGCCUGCUAGUGUCAUCGUCAUGUGAAGAUUCGUUUACAUGGACAACUUACGUCAUUUGCUGAGUUCACUUUAUAAGAUAUAAUUAUAACGAGUAUAAUAGAAAUUUAGAUUACUACUAGUAAUGUACUGACAUGUAACAUAGUCGAAGAUUCUCUUUAUAUUUCGAGUAUUUACAUUUCCCUUGACAAGUAAAAAAAACCCAGUGCUCGUUAAAAAUGAGUUUCUUUAAAAUAUUCGGUGGUAAAAAAGAAGCUGGAGCUCCGACAACAGCUGAGGCAAUACAAAAAUUGCGAGAAACGGAAGAAAUGUUAAUUAAAAAACAAGAUUUCCUCGAAGGAAAGAUAGUACUUGAAAUUCAAACAGCCAGAAAACAUGGCACAAAGAACAAACGAGCGGCUAUUCAAGCGUUGAAAAGAAAAAAGCGCUAUGAGAAGCAACUGCAACAAAUAGAUGGAACGUUGUCAACAAUCGAGAUGCAGCGGGAAGCAUUGGAAAGUGCUAAUACAAAUACUGCAGUACUGACAACAAUGAAAAGUGCUGCAGAUGCUCUUAAAGCUGCACAUCAACACAUGGAUGUCGACAAAGUCCAUGACAUGAUGGAUGACAUAGCAGAACAACAGGACGUUGCUCGUGAAAUUUCAGACGCAAUCUCAAAUCCUGUUGCAUUCGGUCAGGAUAUAGACGAAGACGAGUUAGAAAAGGAAUUAGAAGAAUUAGAACAAGAACAACUUGACAAAGAAUUGCUUGGCAUUGAAAAUACGGACGAACUGCCAGCGGUGCCGGCAACUGCGCCCGCAGUGCCAGCUAAAGUGCGCUCAAAACCAAAACCAGUCGAAGAGGAUCCUGACUUAAAGGAAUUGGAAAUGUGGGCCACGUAAAAUUUAUUUUAACCAGCUUUUAGACAACAUUUGUGGAGCCACUCUGAAGAAUUAUAAUUUUAAUAUAUCUUUCAAGAUAAUCGUAUGAAUAAUUAAACGUUAUUUUUUUAUCGCUAUUAAAGUUUUAAAUACAUUACUAUAUAAGAAGUAACCGUUAAAAGAAUACUUUUAUUUUUAUUUGACGUUCAUUACUUAACAUCGCACCAUGUGCUACUUUAUUAUAAAACCAAAAUCAAAUGCAUAGUUUCAUGAACGGUUUCAACUCAUGUUUCCACUUUGGCUUAUGCUUUUAUUUUAGAGUUGAGCACAACUAAUAUAUUUUGUCGUUAAACUUUACGACUAGAAAUUUUAUUCUCUUUCGGAAAAAUAAACAAUUUUUGAAAAUUAA